GCGAGCUGCAGCCCCGGCGCUCGGAGCCACUGACCGCCAGCAUGGGGCCGGCGCUGCUCCUGGGGCUGCUACUCUCCCGAGCCGGAGACCUCAUGGCUCUGCCCAGCAGUGACUGUGUCAUGGCAGAGCAGCUAUGCCUCUCUGACGCCACCUGCAAUGCAACAUACAGGACCUUGGAAAACUGUGCCCUGGCCAAGACUCGCCUCCUUUCACUGGAUCACUACAGCAGGGUCAGAUGUCUGAAUGCAGAGCUUGACCUCGGGAACAGCUCUUUGCUGCACUGCAAGUGUCACCGGCGCAUGAAGAGACAGGAGCACUGCUUACGCAUUUUCUGGACCGUUCACUCCAGCAUGACAGAUGGUUAUUUCAAUUUGGAGACCUCUCCCUAUGAGAAUCCAGCAAAUGAAGAACACUGGAAGACAGAUUAUAAUAAACUGGCAGCUCUGGUAUCAGGCUCACAGUUAGCAGGAGAUGCAACAAAUCCAUGUCUGAGAGCAACACAUGUCUGUAAUCUGAGCAAAAAGUGUUUUCGUCUGCGCACAGACUAUGCCUCCAUCUGCACCAAGGGAGCAGGAAGUGAGGAUGUGUGUGACCGGCGCAAGUGCCACAGAGGGCUAAGGAAUUUCUUUGAGAAAGUUCCUGAGGAUUUCACCAAAAGGAUCCUGUUCUGUCCAUGUCAAGAUGAACUUUGUGGAGAAAGGCGCCGCAAAACUAUUGUUCCUGACUGUUCCUUCCAGUAUAACACCAAGCCAAAUUGCCUCUGGCUUCUGGACUCCUGCUUAGAAGACCAUAUCUGCAAAUCCCGACUGGCUGACUUCCAACAAAAUUGUCAACCUGUAGACCUGUCUCCAGAUGGCUGCUCUCUGCACAACCAUGCUGCAUGCCUGCAGGCUUACAUGGGGAUGAUUGGCACACCCAUGACACCCAACUAUGUCAGUAACUCCAGUGUGGAGGUCUCCUUGUGGUGUACGUGUGAGAACAGCGGCAACCAGAAGGAGAAGUGUGACCAGAUACUCGGCAUGUUUGAGAGCAACAAAUGCCUUGAAAAUACCAUUUGGUCUCAAAUGCACCUGAAGCAGACAGCUCUAGAAAGACAGGAAGAUUUACUUUAUUCAUCUUCCCUAAGCUUCCAAGGAGACAGUGCCAGCACAUCUUUCUCUUCAGCAAUGUCCCAGGUGGCUGAAGGGAAGACACAGCGAGACAGCUCCAAACAGAGCAGUAUGCCUAUGGCCUCCUCUGUAUUUUCUGGAGCUGCCACUUCCUGGCCUUCUCUGGCUCUGUUCCUGCCCCUGUUGCUUAGCCCACAUUAAUGUGGCAUAAAUGGAAUCUUUCCUUCCCAUAUUAUUAAUAUUAUCCCAUAUCCAGGCAUGUCCCAGUACAGAUUUACCUUUGGGAAACAGAAGGCUUUCAGACAAGAAGAAUGGCCUUAACCCAGAAUGGCAAUCACUGGAAACCUCCCACAUACGUGCACCCCGCUUUCCCCCUGUCAGUUUGCACUGAGCUCUGCAAGUACAGUUCUCACCGUUGUUUCUGCUGUG
Vidua chalybeata is the source of this 1538-nucleotide messenger RNA. RefSeq names its product GDNF family receptor alpha 3 (gene GFRA3). Gene Ontology annotation, cellular component: signaling receptor complex; external side of plasma membrane. The record is from RefSeq and is a predicted model, not a curated record. NCBI's taxonomy places the organism in Eukaryota, Metazoa, Chordata, Aves, Passeriformes, Viduidae. The coding region runs from base 42 to 1310 and encodes 422 amino acids. The transcript has 8 exons. Gene Ontology annotation, molecular function: signaling receptor activity. Gene Ontology annotation, biological process: nervous system development.